Molecule: messenger RNA, 2322 nt
Organism: Penicillium malachiteum
Lineage: Eukaryota; Fungi; Ascomycota; Eurotiomycetes; Eurotiales; Aspergillaceae
Exons: 6
Coding region: 1-2322 (773 amino acids)
Biological process (GO): DNA-templated transcription; regulation of DNA-templated transcription
Molecular function (GO): DNA binding; zinc ion binding; DNA-binding transcription factor activity, RNA polymerase II-specific
Source: RefSeq, a predicted model, not a curated record
AUGUCAUCAAACCAGACGAUACCCAAUGAUGACACGGCCAGGCGUAAACGGGCUGGGAGAAAAUAUACGUCCAGAGCCUGCGAAGAAUGUCGCCGAAGACGAGCGAAGUGUGAUGGCACACGUCCCUCUUGCUCAAGAUGUCUCGACCGAGGCGUUCGCUGCCAAUAUUCUACUGCUGAAGAUGGGAGGCAGCCGGCUCCAAAGUCAUAUGUCGUCAUGCUGCGGAAUAGGAUAGACCUCCUAGAACAAGUUCUGAAAAAUCACGGCAUUGAUGUCGAAGCUUCUGUUGCAGAGAUUGUAGCAGAAAACGAUGUCCAAUAUCAAUCCAAGGACUCUAAUAACGGAGGUCUCUCGCCUGUGGAGGAUGAUUUAUGCGUGACAUUUGAGGGUGCUCUAACUAUAGAUGAAUCUUUGAAUUUCGACCAGGAUGGUGAGGUUCGCUACUUUGGACCAACUAGCGGCAGACUCCUCUUCCAGUCUUCAACAAAAUACUCCCCGGAAACUCAUCACGACCAGACGGAUGUUUGUGGUGCCAGCUGCUCUACAAGUACAGGAGGAACAGCAAGUUUAGUAUCUCCACAUUGUGUCAAUCAAGUUUGUGAUGAUCAGAUCGAACCAGUCGCACCAAUCAUAUCCGCCGAGCUUCAAGCUCAUUUGAUUAAUUUAUAUUUUGACUGGGAACAACCGUGGUCCCAAGUUGUGAACGAGACGUUGUUCCGCGAAAGUCUAGCUUGUGGGGGUCGAUAUUGCAGUAACCUUCUAUUGAACUGCAUCCUUGCCGUUGGCUCACGUUAUUGUGACCGAAUCGAAAUUCGAACCGACCCAAAUGAUUCUAAUACGGCGGGAAAGAUGUUUAUUCGCACGGCAGAGAAGCUGAUUCAAAAUGACCUUCGCUGGCCUAAGAUUACAACAAUUCAGUCUUUAGCGAUUAUGGGAAUAUUUUACAUCGCAAUGGGAUCUGAUGCUGCUGGUUGGCUUCACCAAGGCAUGGCUAAUCGCCUUGCAAUUGAUAUGGGACUCAAUAUGGACCCUGCAGUUCUCACUGGAACUGUCUCGCUUCCAAAAAUUGAGAUUGAGUUACGGAGACAAAUUUAUUGGGCUCUAUACUGCCACGACAAGUUGUCGGCAAGUUACACUGGAAGGAACUUUUCAAUAACAACCGCAAAGGACUCUCAGGGUGCUGUGAACAAGCCUUCUCUCCAAUGCGUAUCGGACCUUUCUUCACCGUCUGCCAACGGAAAUCCUCGAGCGGCAUCUCAGAGGGAUACAGUCCAGUUACAUCGGUCGAUGAUUGAUUUGUGCCGUAUCAUCGAGAAGGUGUUGCAGUCAUUAUGGUCCCCAAAGCCACUUACUCAAUGCGGCCAGCGCUCAGCAUUCUUUGAUUCUUGUAUCCUAGAGCUCAAAACAUGGUACUAUGACUUACCCUCCGAACUCAAGGUCGAUCGCCCAUCAGGCCUCUCACAAUUUCCCCACGCCUACACGUUGUCCAUGGUAUACCACCAAACCGUGAUGUUGCUCUGCUGCCCCUUCAUAUCCCGUUACGAACAAUUUAAAGACAAAGAAGGUGACGCAACAAGAAAGCUAGUCGAGAUGGAUCAAAACUCACCAAAAAGCAUACGUUUACAAAAAGCCCUUUCAAGUAGCAGUUCUUCAGUCCGCUCAGUUUGCAUCAUCGCACAAAAAUACAGACAAACCUUCGGCAGUUUCAAGCUGAGUCCAAUCACGGCCACUCACUGCACACUGUCAACAGCGUUGAUUAUCAUUGAGCUAUGCUGCCCUGGACAGUCUACAACGAAGCAUCAUCCGCCGGAAGAAGGCUCUUACAGCUUGUCACCGCACGCCGCUGUUGCUCUAUGCUUCCAGGUCCUAAGGGAGCUUUCCACGUCCUGGAACAUUGCCAAGCGAAUUGGAAGGAAUUUGGAGAAGCUCUACUUUGAUCGUUACGGAAACGAGCAUCUUCCAUGUCUUCCAGGAGAUGGAGAAGGCAAAACUACCUGCGAUACCGGAUGUCAGUUACUUGAUUCAACGGCUUCUUGGGAAUCUACAGUUCCAAAUCUGGAGAUCUUGGAUGAUAUUCUCAAUGCCAAGAGCUUGUUCUCUGAGAAUCCGCUUGCAUUCUAUCUUAAUCAGAAUCCCACCCUGAACAGGCCGAAUCUUCCAGGGUUUGCUACCAAUUCCUCUGUCGAUGCUCAAAAUUUUCCUGAUUCUGAUGAGCUAUUUGCGAACAAUUUGGGCUUUGCAUUUUCUUCCGAUUCUUUGCCAAGCGAUUAUAAUAUGUUUGAUACUUUGAAUCAAAUGUAUCUAGAGGAGAAGUGGUAUUAG